AUGGCGAACAUCGACUCCACUGCUUCCAACACCAACAGGAUGCGCGAGCAUAUGUCAUUGAAGCAGAUGCAAGCUGGGAAGCAACAAGAACAAGAGGAGGACCUGUGCAUGUGUUGUAACGUGGUCAACUUCAAGCUCUCAGUGUGCCUGAAUCAGUUGGAACCUACUAAACAAGCCCCCAGUCAGACGGAGGGGAAGUCAAGAAGCAGUCAGUGCCCCGUCACGGAAGACGCAGGUGCACGUUGUGAGGAGAACGCAGAAAGUGAAGCAACGCAUCAAGCGGAGCCGUGUUCCAAUACUUCUGCUCCACCACAGGCGGAAGCUAACAGUAGCCCUCAAGCCGCUUCUGGAUCUGGAACUUCACGUGCGAGCCCAUCAGGGGUGGAUGAAAGUCGUCAGUCCAUCGUGCUCGCAACUCUACAGGAUGUAUUGCUGGCGAAUCCCACCGAUAAAUGCCUAGUGUCCGACGUGGACGAGCAGCUGCUCAUCAACGUCUUCUUCAAUUCCCCAGUUCGAAUGGCCAUCCGUUCUACAGCGCCGCCGUCAAACUUCGACUGGAGGAAGCCCAGCGACACGCAUAUUGAUGAUGACGACGAUUUGCCGGAGGAAGGCACAAUCUCCGAGCCCAAGCUAAUGAAGGUGUACAGUAACAACACUAACCUCGAUUUUAGCACGGUGUACGAUGAGACGCCCGCCCAGGUCAUUACUUUAACCCCUGAACAGUUGAAAGGAGAGGAGCGCCUGUUACUGCGUGGCAGCAAGUUCCAAAGGUGUUCGUCUUUGCAUAUUUUCAUAGAGAAGAAUCAGGCAAAUUCAGUGCACACGUUCAUCAAUCGUAUUUGCCUCUAUGGCUACGUGAACAAGAAUUACGCCAGCUGA
Molecule: messenger RNA, 879 nt
Organism: Neospora caninum
Lineage: Eukaryota; Apicomplexa; Conoidasida; Eucoccidiorida; Sarcocystidae
Exons: 3
Coding region: 1-879 (292 amino acids)
Source: RefSeq, a predicted model, not a curated record